AUUAGGUUAGAUAUUUUGGUAUACAUUUGUAUAAGAGAAGGUCUUUUGUUCUAAACUGGUUAAGGUGAGGAUAAGGCAUACGUAUCGGGGAAAAUGAAUGGACUAUUGUAUAUACUUAUAGCAGUUGGAUCUUUAUUCUGUAACGUUGCCGUUGCUAUUGAUAAAUCCUGUCCUUUCAAUCCAGUGGAUAUUGUUUUCGUUCUGGAUGGAUCUGGUAGUGAAGGUGCAGCUAACUUCAACAAACAGUUGAUGUUUGUAGAAAAUAUUACAGAACAAUUUGAAAUAGGGGAAGAUCAUACUCGCGUAUCAUUGGUAACCUUCGGUACCGGGUCACAUAACGAGUUUUACCUGAAUCAGUAUUAUAAUAAGACGCAACUGUUGUCACAAAUAGCAAAGGCGCACUAUCCUAAUGGCGAGACAAAUACACAUUAUGCAAUCAAUUUUGUCCGUACUAACACGCUUACCGCCAUGCAUGGUGCGGAAAGAAAUGUGACAAAACUUGUGAUAGUGCUGACUGAUGGACGGUCACUGGAACCUUCUGCAUUACAAUAUUCCGUGAAGGAGUUAAAGAAAAAUCCACUUGUCACGACAAUAGCUGUGGGAAUAGGAGGUUCAGUAGAUCCACAGGAAUUACUCAUGAUUGCUAAAGAUGCAAAUCAUACGUUUCAAGUGAGCUCAUUCGAUGCUCUGAACACUAUUCAGGGUGAGGUGACAGACACGGCAUGCAACGCAUGUAACAACAUCUUUUCGGAUGUUUGUUUCGUUCUUGACUCUUCUGGGAGUGAAGGCGCGAUCAAUUUUCACAAACAGUUGGAAUUUGUUAACAUUGUUGUCAACGAAUUCUCCUUCGAAGAUGGUGCUCAAACACGUGUUUGUCUCGUCACGUUUGCAAACAAUGCACACACAGAAUUGCAUCUAAGAAACAGUAUUAAUAAAGAAACUAUUAUGUCUAAUGUUCUAAAAGUGCCAUGGAGCAAUGGUGAAACGAUGACAAACAAGGGGCUUGAUAAUGCCAGAAAUGAACUUCACCGCAGUAUCGGGAGUAAAGUAGUAAUUGUAUUGACUGACGGACGCUCAACAGAACCAGAUUUGACACAGCGCUCCUCUGAACAUUUACACCGUACCGGUAUUGAAACAUUCGUCGUAGGAAUCGGUAAUAAUGUUGAUAGAAACGAAUUAAGGGUGAUAGCGUCCGACAGAGAUCACGUGUUUAAUGUCGGUACAUUUGAUCAACUUCCCCAGAUUCACCAAGACAUUGUGGAUAAAAUUUGUGCAACUGCUAAAAGAAUUACAACGUCGACAUCGACUACAACUACAACGACCACCUUACCACCUACCACAACGAAAGCUGCCUGUGGACUAAAGCCAGCUGACAUUGUCUUCGUGCUCGAUUCAUCAGAUAGUGAAGGUGCAGACAAUUUCAAAACCGAAGUAGACUUUGUCUACGACUUUGCCGCGCAGUUUUCCAUUGGGGCCAAUAACGUCCAGUUUAGCGUUGUCACUUUCUCCUCUGAUAUUCGUAAUGACUUUUUCUUCAACAAGCAUCAUCACAGACACACUGUUCUUCAAGCUAUCCGUAAUAUUCAGUACAUGGGCCAAGGAACGAACACAUCCGGAGCGUUGAACUUUGUGCGCACGCAGAGUCUACUUCCGUUGCAUGGGGCCAGGACUAACUCAUCCAAGUUCGUAAUUGUAAUCACUGAUGGACGUUCAGAUAACCAAAAUCAGACUAAACUGGAAGCGAAUCUUCUGCACAAGCAGGCACAAGUAAUCUCUGUAGGGAUUGGACCAGCUGUCGACAGAGCAGAACUAGCAAACAUCGCCUCAAACCACCAUGUUGUAACAGUAAACAGCUUUGCGCUGCUCAAAACAAUCAAAAGACAAUUAACUGAUCUGGCAUGUGAAUCAGGAUGAAGUUCUAAAUUGUACUGAAAAUAAACAUAAUGAAGUCA
Molecule: messenger RNA, 1952 nt
Organism: Ruditapes philippinarum (Manila clam)
Lineage: Eukaryota; Metazoa; Mollusca; Bivalvia; Venerida; Veneridae
Product: collagen alpha-1(XII) chain-like
Exons: 10
Coding region: 94-1914 (606 amino acids)
Source: RefSeq, a predicted model, not a curated record